Danaus chrysippus (African queen) is the source of this 975-nucleotide messenger RNA. Lineage: Eukaryota; Metazoa; Arthropoda; Insecta; Lepidoptera; Nymphalidae. The record is from the annotation of a GenBank genome assembly.
AUGUUUUCAGUAAAUUUCGGAUCUCUGACCACGGGUAUCAGCCUUUUCUGGGCAUCGCCAAUGCUCGUUAAACUCCGUAAUGGAACUGAUACCCCGUUAUCGAGACCCAUUACGGAGGAGGAAGGAUCAUGGAUUGUAUCUGGAGGCUAUUUGGCUGCUGUUGCAAGUCGUAUAGAUGAGGCGAUAGACGUACUAUCAAAAGUUCGGGAAUCUGACGAAAUUAUAAAGCAGGAGCUAGAAGAUUAUAGAUCAAGCAAACAAAUAAAAGUCAACAAAAUCGAAUUGAUAAGAGACAGAACAUUUUUAAAAUCGCUUUCUUUGGGUGUUCUAGUCUGUGCUGGGGCUAACAUGAUAGGAUAUAGUGCCAUAUCAUUUUACUUGCAAACCAUAUUUGAAUCGACUAAUACAAGCGUUGCACCAGAAAUCGCAUCACUAGUAAUUGGUUUCAUUCAACUAUUUGCUGCCUUAUGUACAACUUUCUUUACAAAAUUUUUUGGACGACGUACUAUUUUAAUAUAUUCGCUCCUCGGGAUGUUUGUUGGUAUGUUUGGAUUGGGAAUCUUUUUCACGUUCAGCACCAAAGAAGGUUACGUGAUAACUGGAUUUCUGAAUUAUCUUCCUAUUAUAUCAAUGAUAUUAUGUACAUACAACUUUAAUGUUGGUAUCGGAUGUCUACUUCUUGUAGUAACAGCUGAAUUAUUCGACGGAACAGCAAGGGCGUUUGGUUAUUCAAUAUGCCUGACAUCAAGUUUAUUUUUAGCAUUCUUAACAUCAAAAUAUUUUGUUGAAUUCACAUUAGCGCUUGGUCCACCAGCGACUUAUUGGUUUUUCAGCGCAAUGUGUUUAGUUGUUUGUACUCUAAUAGCUGUAUUUCUACCUGAAACUAAAGGAAAAACCUUUAAUGAAAUACAAGUUUCCUUGGGUAGGCAAAGAUUAGAAAAUGAGCCUGGACCUAGUCAAAGACCAGAGUGUUGA